AAAAAUGGAUGGUACUCUUGGAUUACUGGGUGGAAUUCACGGCGGCGCCGACGGUGGUGGUGGUGGUGAUGGUGGAGGAGUGCCGUCUUGUGGGUCGAUUUUGACUAAUUCAAAGGAAGAUGACACGAUGAACGAUCAGGAUAUGUUGGCUGAGGUUUCUUCAUCGUACCCAGUUGAUGAUGAUCUUGAAUUGGGGUUAGGGUUGAGAAUUGGUGGUGGUGGUUCGAAUGCAAUCCAAGAAGGUUCUAGAAUCUUGAGACCUAACUCUUGUUCUUCAUCUUCAUCUUCGUCAUCUGUGAAUAUCACCAAUUCAUCCAUUGCUGGAUUUAAAAAAAGUGCUAUUGAUUCUGUUUCUCCUCCUAAUGCUGCCAGUGUGGUUGGAUGGCCCCCGAUAAGAAGAGCUCACCGGAUGCCAAUCUUGGCUAACCGGAUCAAGUCAGAACGCAAGGAAUAUAGCUCAAGAGCCAAAAGUUAUCUAUCCGUAAAGGUGAAUAUGGAUGGAACGCUAAUCGGAAGAAAAGUCGAUCUCAAUGCUCACAACUCCUAUGAAACGUUAGCUCGGACCUUGGAGAACAUGUUCUAUGGAAGACUGUCGAAUACAGAAACAAUAGGACGUUCAAGAUUGUUGAGUGGGACAUCCGAGUUUGUGCUGACGUAUGAAGACAAAGACGGAGACUGUAUGCUUGUCGGGGAUGUUCCUUGGCAGAUGUUUGUUAGCUCUGUGAAAAGACUAAGGAUCCUUAGAAGCCCCAAAUCAAGAAAUUGUAUAUGAUGAAUUGCAUUCAGCACUCAAGAGAAGAAGAUGUUUAUUUAUUUUUUAAUUUAAUUUUUGAUAUAAUAUUUUCUUGGCACAUGGAUGAGCCUUGAAAGAUAGUUUGGUUUGUAUGAGAUUGCAUUGUUAUUUGGGUUGCCCAUUUUAAUCACAAGAUAAGG
Molecule: messenger RNA, 933 nt
Organism: Cynara cardunculus var. scolymus (artichoke)
Lineage: Eukaryota; Viridiplantae; Streptophyta; Magnoliopsida; Asterales; Asteraceae
Product: auxin-responsive protein IAA12-like
Exons: 4
Coding region: 5-772 (255 amino acids)
Biological process (GO): regulation of DNA-templated transcription
Cellular component (GO): nucleus
Molecular function (GO): protein binding
Source: RefSeq, a predicted model, not a curated record